Capsella rubella is the source of this 3043-nucleotide messenger RNA. RefSeq names its product protein FAM135B. Bases 441 to 2849 code for a protein of 802 amino acids. The record is from RefSeq and is a predicted model, not a curated record. NCBI's taxonomy places the organism in Eukaryota, Viridiplantae, Streptophyta, Magnoliopsida, Brassicales, Brassicaceae. The transcript has 15 exons.
UGAAUCCCUCAAAAAAAAGAAAAAAAACAUAUAGAUUGUUCCCUACCAUCAUCAUCAUCUGUAACUUUCCCAGAUCUUCUCUUUUCAUUAGCUCAGGUUUUUGUCCUUCUGCAAAAAGAAAACCCUAAACCGAAUCUGGGUUUCUUUUUUUUUUUCUUUCUGAAAUCGUCAGAUCUAAGUUUCAAGGCCCACCCUAUCUUCUCCUUCUUACUCUCUCUCUCUCUCUCUCUCUCUCUCUCUGCUUUUUCUGCUCUGCCUUUGAUAUUAUUUUCCCCCCAUUUCGAGCUUGUUCUGUUUGGCUUGUCGGAUGUGGUUAUGUUGAGAAGUUUUCUGUUAUUCACUGAGACAUGAGAUUUCCAAGUAGUAGUUGUACUUGUUCAGGAUAUAAUUAUCCUGAAUACACCCAUCCCAAGUUUUAGAAGGUGAUGUGAGUUCUCCAUAUGUUACGCCGUCUUGGAUGGUUAAUUGGACUGAGCCAAAGAAGUAGGCAAACUAAGACGAUUGAUGCUGAGCCUUACGUAGCCAGGGUUAAGCCAGUGCUAAUGGUCGACACAGUUCAGGAGAUUGCUAUCUAUAUCCAUAGGUUUCAUAACCUUGAUCUUUUCCAGCAAGGAUGGUAUCAAAUAAAAAUCACUAUGAGAUGGGAGGACGGUGAUAACAACUCUUGUGGAAUUCCUUCACGAGUUGUUCAGUAUGAAGCUCUGGAUUCAACUUCAAACGGCUCAAAUGGAGUGUGGAAGAUUGAUGAUAAAGAUAAUAGUUUCUUAACACAGCCCUUCCGCAUUAAAUAUGCAAGACAGGAUGUUCGUCUAUGCAUGAUGGUCUCGUUUACUAUGCCCCUGGAAAGAUAUGAGGGGCCAGCUACAUCUGCUGUUAUUUUGAAGUUUGAGCUUUUGUAUUCCCCUCUUGUGGAGGAUAUAUCAGUGACACAUUCAGAUGCUUCUCCUGCAGCAGUACAUGAAUUUCGUAUUCCUCCUAAAGCUCUAUCAGGUGUGCAUUCUUACUGUCCGGUGCACUUUGAUACCUUUCACGCAGUUCUUAUCGAUGUAAGUGUCCACAUCAGUGUCAUGAAAUCUGCUGCUUACAAACGGCCUGCAAUAUUAUCAUGUGAUGCGAGUAUUGGUAAAAAUUUGGCCAGCGGCAAUGUUCAGUCCUCCAAAAAAGCCUUUGCUCAGAUUGCUUCUGCUGACAAGAAGCUUGUGUCAUUUGUGAGAGCUUUACUUGGAGCUCGUGACACUUUGCUUGAAGAACUGAAAAUACUUAGCAAGGCAGUUGGUCAAACCAUUGACUUGUCUGAGUUUGUAUCUAGUAUGGACAAUGCUCUUUUAUCUGACUCAGCUUCAACGGGAAAAUCGGUUGAAGUUGAAGGUUCAGGACAAGGCAAGCAACAAAACAAUCUUGAGAAGUUGAAUGGCCCAUUUGAUUCAGCAAGUGAUGACUUGCUUCACAACUUCUCGAAAGAGCAUCUAUCUCGCACAUUCCACUUACUGGGCACCCAGCUUCAUUAUCUUUGGAAUAUCUUUUUGACAUUUCAUCGGGAUAAUAACACAAAAAUCCUGGAAUAUCUUCAUGAUAUCUGGACAAAAGAUCGAAGAGCUGAAUGGUCGAUAUGGAUGGUGUACUCCAAGGUUGAAAUGCCACAUCAUUUUAUAAGUGGAAUGGAAGACAUUUCAAACCAUAGUUCACACAAAAGAGGCACAAGUUUGUUGAAGCUGAAUGAUCCUGCGCAAGUAGCAUCCACCCGCGCUGAACUUCACCGUCGAAGUAUUGCACAAAUGCGGAUUAACAACCGGGCGAUACAAGACAUGCAUAUAUUUGGUGAUCCUAUGCGGGUUCCUAUUGUUAUAAUUGAACGUGUUUGGAAUGCACCAAGGCGUACUUUCAGUGAUAAUUCGUACAUGAGACAUGUUGAUAGAAUCGAUUCUAGCUUACUUAAUGGGCACGAUGAUGAGAGUGGGACAAAAAAACAUAAUAACCCACAGCAUAGUGGGCGUGAGAUGAAGAUCGUUGUUUUUGUUCAUGGUUUCCAGGGGCAUCACUUAGACCUAAGGCUUAUCCGGAAUCAGUGGCUCCUGAUUGAUCCAAAGAUAGAAUUUCUCAUGUCUGAGGCAAAUGAGGAUAAAACACAUGGCGAUUUCAGGGAAAUGGGUCAGAGGCUUGCACAGGAAGUUGUUUCUUUCUUCAAGAGGAAAAAGGAUAAACAUGCGAGAUAUGGGCGCUUGAAAAACAUUAAGCUGAGUUUUGUUGGACAUUCAAUUGGUAACGUUAUCAUCAGAGCUGCAAUAGCUGAUAGUUUGAUGGAUCCAUACAGGAAGUAUCUACAUACAUAUUUAUCGCUUUCGGGUCCACAUUUGGGUUAUCUAUACAGUUCAAAUUCUUUGUUUAAUUCUGGACUAUGGCUCCUGAAGAAGUUGAAGAGUACUCAGGUUAUUCAUCAGCUUACGCUCACAGAUGAUCCUGAUCUCCAGAAUACUUUCAUUUACAAGCUCUGCAAGCAAAAGACUUUGGGCAGUUUCAAAAAUAUAAUUCUUCUGUCUUCCCCUCAGGAUGGGUAUGUUCCAUAUCACUCAGCCAGGAUCGAGUCUUGCCAACCAGCUUCUUUCGACAACUCAAAAAGAGGUGUUGCCUUCUUGGAAAUGCUUAAUAACUGCAUGGACCAAAUACGUGGACCAACCCCAGAAACUCCUCACCACCAGAGAGUGUUCAUGCGCUGCGAUGUCAACUUCGACACAACCUCGCAUGGUCGUAACCUGAACUCAUUCAUCGGCCGUGCUGCUCACAUCGAAUUCUUGGAGUCUGAUAUCUUUGCAAGAUUCAUAAUGUGGUCAUUCCAAGAUCUAUUCCGCUGAUAAAACUUGAUUAUGCAGAAUAUUUUUUGAGGUAGAGAAAGAUACAAAAAAAAAACUGUUGUAUAUUAUAGUAGGAGAAAAUCUGUUGUUAGUUUGUGUAUGUACACGCAAUCGGAAGAAGUUAUUAAUUGUAUGUAACCUUAACUAUGGUCUCUGUAUGGUUAUGAAGCAUCUCUCUGCAUUAGAUUGGUUUA